Messenger RNA from Cynoglossus semilaevis (tongue sole), 8705 nucleotides. It is a transcript of the gene foxo1a, whose product is annotated as forkhead box O1 a. Gene Ontology annotation, molecular function: DNA-binding transcription factor activity, RNA polymerase II-specific; RNA polymerase II cis-regulatory region sequence-specific DNA binding. The coding region runs from base 383 to 2374 and encodes 663 amino acids. Lineage: Eukaryota; Metazoa; Chordata; Actinopteri; Pleuronectiformes; Cynoglossidae. The transcript has 3 exons. The record is from RefSeq and is a predicted model, not a curated record. Gene Ontology annotation, biological process: regulation of transcription by RNA polymerase II. Gene Ontology annotation, cellular component: nucleus.
GCUGUCAAUCAUGUGUGUGGGCGGUGUCAGUGAUACUUCCAGUAAAGCCCUCAUACACACGUCCACUCACUGAACACACAUUCACAGAGGCGCAGAGAGGAGCACAACAACAUCACUACCAGCGGAUGACAACAACAACAGAACUUUUUUUCUCCUACUGAAAGGAUUUCUAAUAGAAAGAAACUUUCUUUUAUUUAUUUUAGUUGAGUGUUUUGUUUUGUCAUUAGUCUGGGAUGUAAGACUCAGUGCAGACUCGGUGCGUCCAGACUGACUGUUGUUUUUCACGGACACAUUUAAAAGGCGAACUUUUUUUCCUUCUAUAAGGAGUGACAUUUUCAUGACAUUGUAAGAACUUUUUGAAAAGCUCCGUCAACACUCGACUAUGGCGGAAGCGGCGCAGCAGCAGCAUCAGCCACACCUGGUGGACAUUGACCCGGAUUUUGAACCCCUUUCGCGGCCGCGCUCCUGCACUUGGCCCCUGCCCCGGCCGGAGUUCGUUAACCCGGGCGAUUCUAACACAUCAUCACCGGUGCCCUCCGUGAAGCAGGAGCCCGCCGGUAACCCCGACUUCAUCAACAACCUUAGUCUGUUGGAGGAGAGCGAGGACUUGGAGGAGCACAAGCCCGUCCUCCUGUGCGCUGACGGUUUUCAGUGUCAGGAGAACUGCGUCCAGCAGCAACAACCUCUACAGCAGCAACAUCAGCAACAACUCCCGCAUCACCAGCAGCAUCAGCACCAUCACCACCAGCAGCAGCAGCAGCAGGUGGCUCUUCUCUCCUCACCGGUUGGUUCUUCGUCCUCUGCGGCCGCAGCUGCCGCCGCUGCUGCCCAGAGGAAGAGCAGCUCCUCACGGCGGAACGCGUGGGGGAACAUGUCAUAUGCAGACCUCAUCACCAAAGCUAUUGAAAGUUCUCCCGAAAAACGUCUGACUCUGUCCCAGAUCUAUGACUGGAUGGUGAAGAGUGUGCCAUAUUUCAAGGAUAAAGGGGACAGCAACAGCUCUGCAGGAUGGAAGAACUCCAUUAGACACAACCUGUCACUGCACAGCCGCUUUAUCCGCGUUCAGAAUGAAGGGACGGGAAAAAGCUCCUGGUGGAUGUUAAACCCAGAAGGUGGGAAGAGUGGGAAGUCACCACGACGCAGAGCUGCCUCUAUGGACAACAACAGCAAGUUCAGCAAAAGCAGAGGAAGAGCAGCAAAGAAAAAGCUCUCCCUACAGGGUGGUCCUGACGGAGGUGCUGACAGCCCUGGCUCCUACUCUAAGUGGCCCGGAAGCCCCAAUUCACACAGCAACGACGACUUUGAGGCAUGGAACAGCUUCAGGUCUCGGGCCAGCUCUAAUGCUAGCACUCUGAGUGGCCGCCUGUCACCUUUUGUGCCUGAGGACGAUCUUGGUGAGGGGGAAGUGCAUAUGGGUUAUCCAGGAGCACCUGGAACCAAAAUGACAUCCACACUGCCAAGUCUGACAGAGAUGACUGGAACUCUGGGACACAGUUCUGAGAAUGUGAUGGAGAAUCUUUUGGACAACCUAAAUUUGCUCUCACCCAACAAUUCUCAGGUCGGUGCAGGUGCAACCAGCCCUGGCUCAUCCCAGUCGUCCCCGUCUCCUAUGAUGCAGCCCAGCCCCGGCUACCCUGCUUACAGCUCUGCCAGCAUGGCCUCACAGCCUCAACAGGAGUAUCGGAAAUGUGGGUACGGACAACCUGGAAUGAACAGCCUGCCAUCUAUGCCACUGCAACCACUGCCAGAGAGCAAGCCCAGUUUUGUAUCAGGUAUGGGUCAGUACAGCUGCCCAGCUGGGCUGCUGAAGGAGCUGCUAACUUCAGACAGUGACCAGCACGGAGAGCUGAUGCCAUCAGUGGACACUGUUGUGUCUCAGUCCACAGGAAGCUGCAUGCUGCCGCCUUACAGCAGCAGUCAGCAUGCACCCAAACUCAUGAGUGGAGGGAACGGUCACAUGCAUGCUCUGUCUCACGGUCACACUCACAGUGUGCACAACCAGGCUAAGAAUGGCCGUUUGCUAAUGUCGCUCCACGGUGGAGGCAGCGCCCAUUUGCCUGCAACCAAAAGCCCAAUGCAGAUGUCAUAUGGUAUAUCCAGUCACCACGGAGGGGGAGGCAUGCCGGGGGGCUUCUGUCCUCUCAACACAAAUGGAUAUGGUCGACUUGGGCCAAUGCUGCCAUCACACCCAGAGAAGCUCCCCAGCGACUUGGACGACAUGUCCAUAGAGAAGUUCGAGUUUGACAUGGAGACUGUUCUCCAUGACACUCUGAUGGAUGGGGACUCUCUUGAUUUCAACUUUGAACCAAUGGUUACACCUCAAGGUUUUACCCACGGGGUUAAGACCACCACACACAGCUGGGUGUCAGGAUAGACACUGUGGUUUAUAACAUGCUGUCUAUAUUAACCGUUUUCUGUCCCAGUUUAAUCCCCAUUUUCCAGAGCAUGUGAGUGUAGAUGAGUAGGGGUCAGAGCAGUGUGUUUGGAGUGAGUUUUAAAUAACGGAGGAAGACGUGUCCCUGCAUUAACUUCGUGAGACAAGUACCGAAGGCGGAAACCAGCAGCUGAACAUUGUUUGUAUAGGAAAGGGUUAGGAUUAAAGUAAAUCUCAAUAUUUUAAGUACAUAUGAAAUAGAAAGGGGUCAAUAAUUGGGAAAAAAAAACUAUUGUCCAAAAAGGUAAAAAGAUAUGGUACACGAGUAGACUGAGUUAUAAUUUUGGGAGCCACAGCAGGGCAAGGGUUGACAGGAGCAGCUGCGCUCUUAAGUAAGCGCUGAGCAGCCUUGUUCUUCUGAGAGAAGGAAGGCUGGGAGGAGUCACUUUAUGAAGGUAAAAUUCUUCACCCUCUGCCACUCACAUGCUCUGCCCUCUACUGUCUCUGUACCAUAAACAUUUCUGUUUCAAAAACUCUUUUUGGAUCAGCUCAGCUGACUAAGACCGGUUGUGGUCUUCUGAAGACGUGGCACCAUUACAGCUCCUGAACUGAGGACAGUGAUGUCAAAAGCAAAUACAUUCUGAAAUAUCAAAUGUAAAGCUUGAUCCAAGUGCCAAACAAUUUGCCUUAAAUGUAACAGCCAAAAACGGAAGUACAUCUUUGUUUACUCACCAAACCCGAAAAUACUACACUGUGGUUAAGACUGCAAAUGUUCAGAGGUGAUACUGCCAACUAUAUACAUCUCGUCAAGUCUAUUCUUCAGUCUUCAUUGGCAGCAGCAGCACCACAAUCUGCAGAGGGGCACAAACUCAUACCACGCUGUUUACUCUCUCCACAAUCAACCUUUUUGUAAGUGCCGUGUAGUGACAAUUGAUUUUCACUAUGGGCAGUUUGUGAAGGUAAUGUGGCUCAUGGGUCUGUGGACUGAUGUGAUUUAAGGUGGGAGACGUCCCAAGGGAUCUUUGGAUGAUGUUACAUGAAAACGCUCACUUUGUCACUGCCUGAAUGUAUAUAUGUAAAGUUGGCGUGUAGUUUGUAAAACCAGGUCCUUAGAGUUCUUUAUGAGAUUGUAAAUAGUUGUUUUCAGGUUUAAAGCAAAAACAAUGGCAGCAGAAAUGAGCUCACAGAGAAAACUGGAUCAGGUUCUCAGACACGCUGAUUAAGUUGCCAGAGCUGUGUUUCCUGACAGGCUGUAAGAAAAUAUCAAGCUAUCUUAUUUCUUGUAAAUAUAACAAGCGUGAAUAACGAUGCAGUAGGUGUCAAGGAGAUUUCAUAUUUUGACACCCAAAUUAUAUAAGUCAUUAUGUAGACCGCUUGUAAAAAAUGUUUGUAGAGGUAUCAAUGAGGGGACUGGAAAUCCUCCACUGAUUUCAGAAAUAAAUUAGUUUGAAAAAAGUCAAUGGGAAAAUGAGGAUUUGAGGAUGACUUCUCUCUCCAUUUAAAACACUUUAAACAUGAUUUUAGGCAUUUGUGGUUCUGCUUUUCUUUUGUCUAUUUUGUACAUCAUCACCCAGAGUUUGGAGGACAAAGAUCAUGCCCAUGGUCUGUCCAUCUCCCAUGGCAGUCUGUGUCUGUUGGCCAUUGUUGGUCACAGCUUCACCACAUUUCAACCAGUCUCUUUAAAACACUACAGUGAUAAAUAGUAACCAUUUAAGGAAACAUCCAGAAAAUACACUGACAAAUUUAGAUUACUAUUGAUAUCUUACAUGUUGCCUGUUAUGGGCUCACACCUAACAUGUGGCAGAUAAAAGCAUUUAUGGCUACAUUUUCAAGAUUUCAAGAAAUGGCCCACAUUUUCUUUCCUGGUAAAGAGCGUUCACCGGGCGUUAGAAAAAACACUGGCGUGGACGUUACAUGUUUUUUGUGAUUAUAGAAAAGUCAAUCUAUUCAGGCCAAGGGUAACUCAUCACAAACCUACUUGUUUAAAUAAAUAUAAUGGUUAAAUAUGUUUUACACACAAAUGCACUUAAAUUCAAAGGUUUUUCAGGUCUUUGCAAAACCCUAACUUCAUCAACUUCUUUAUGCUGAUUAUGCCCAUAUCACUUCCUUUUUGCUUGCACAUACUGUAUACCUCAGCAUGCAGGCCGUAAAAGGCAGCAGCAUUUAGGACAGAGAAAAACUGAUCAUCUUGACUCAGAAGAAACAAGGAAAUACGUUUUCAAUAUCCCCAUUAGUCACUGUUUGUCUGAGCCUUGUUGCAGGAAACAUUCACCAGUGUUUCUGCAUGUAGCAGGUAUCUUAUUCACACAGUAUUUUGCUCUGGAGGGUGUCUUGAUGAACAAAAUUUAGGUAAUUUGGUUUGCAAAAAAUCUGCAACUAGACUGACAAGUCUUUAUUUGAUUCAUUAUGUUGUGUAUGGAGCAGCCGAGUUUUCCCAUUGACUUCCAUUUACAAGAAGGUACUUCCAAAAAAAAAACGGCGGUUCCUGUCUUUUUAUGGUUUCACUUUCUACCAAUGUUUGCAACAACCAGAUAGCCUUUCCAAUUCUUAUAUGUGGUGAAUAUAAAAUUUAUGCUGGAGCAUAAUCUUCACUCAGAACUUUCUGACUGAAGGUUCUGAGUCAUUUAUUACUCUGAACCUUUAAGCCACAGAGGCCUAUUUAACGUGCCUACCGUGAUAAUAACCACAGGCUUGAGAGGUUUCCUACUCUAAAUGUCAAUGGUCCAGAAGAUAGUAAAAUAAAGUGGUCUUAAAGAAAAGCACUAUAAGAUCUUCACAGUAGUUGUAGUAAAAAGAUAUUGAUAGCCAUGUGUUGUUGUUAUUCAGGGUUUCUCAAACACAACAUUCCUUAGAAGCUUAGCGGUGGGCAACACCACUUUGUUCAGUUUCUUAAACUUGUAGAGUUGCCUCCUUCUUAACCUUGGAGCAUGAGAAUGACCUCCGUGACCUGGAACCUUCAUAGACACAUUGGGAAUGUAAGUGCAUCCUGGCAGACUCAUGAACAUCUCACUGCACAUGCAUCAAAGUAGAAUUUAAAAUCUGCUAGAGAUGGGCCUUAAAGUCACUGUGAGUUCCCUGGUGCAGUGUCACAACAUUUUUUCAUUCCCCACUCAAAAAUGUUAGUGUGACUGAUUUAAAUUACUUCAGUAUGAUUCCUUUUGACACAGUCACUGGAAUCGGCCUUUUCUGCUCUCAACAAGACUCCAGUUUCACUUUGCCUCUACCUCUAUCUCUCUGUCUUUUCUAACAGUAAUGUGAUAGCUCCAAACACUUUUGAAUGCAGGUUCUUCCUGGUUUCUUUUUUAAAUAUGUUUAAAUGCUUUACUAUUGAGCAUAUUCAUUUGUAUAUAUGCAUUUGGUUCCCCUGUUUAUCACAUUCAUUGUUAUGUUGACUUGUCAGACAUUGGGUCACUCUAAUGCAGAGUCAUGCGUAGUUUUGAGUGAUGAAGGUGUCUGGAAUUGUUUUUUUGUUUUUUUUAACCAAGUCAGUUUGGCUGAAAGACUGAGGCUCAAUCCCAUUUCACUCUCUUGCCUUUCUGACACGUACCCUUGUGUUUUGCUCAUCCAACAGUGCAUGAGCUUGGCACAGUAACUGCUAUAGCUCUAAAACUUGAUAGGGAAGGAUCUAGGCUACUAUCAAAACUGAAUCCAAAGUUUUAAUUUGUCUCUUUAAUCUGUUAAUGUUGCGUUUUUGUUUACUUUCACUUACAAGUGGAAACCAGCUGUAGGACCACCUACAGCACUGACCCCGCCCAACUAACAUUAGUACUACCUCAGUUUAUUUUUUAUUUUAUCAGACAUAAACCAGGGAACAUGAACAAAAGACCAUGUACUUACAGGGGUGAUCCAAACUUCAUGGCUACUGUUUUGAUUUGGGAUAACUUGAUCCAACUUUUUCAUUUCCGAUACCAAUACUGCAACUUGGAGUGUGUGCUGAUACAGAUAUCAGUCCAACGCCUUCUUUUCUCCUCUAGCGGGCUGCCCUUUGCUGAGGUGAUUGUGUCUUUGUUUACUACAUGUCACUCAAAGCUAAGUUGGCUGACAGGAUAUAGUUGGUUUUUCAAUAUCUGAUCCUGAAAUUUUUUGGAGUCUUCGGUUGCUUAGCAUGAGUUUUUAGCUCAGCAUACUAGAACUUUCUUGCUGUGUAUUUUGCCUGAUAUAUUUAAGGCAUUGAAGAUAUUUUCUGAUAUGUCUGUCAUGGACAUACAACACAUUAUGUCAGUCAUAUUUUCAAAGAUUUUCUCACUACUUACUAGAUAGGAGAGCGCUUCUGUAAUUUAUUUGCAAGGGUUAAACGGUAAAAAUUAGACAUGGGAUUGGGCCUCAGUGUCUACGGAAUAGGCAACUGUUUUAGAACAAAAGACUGCCUGUUCAACAUUCAUCUUUAUUGACUAGUGGGCGUAAAUGUGCUUUAGUUCAAGUUGUGCUUUGGACAUUUCGGCCUCAGACUACAGCAGGAAGCUCGUUCUUUGGCUUUUGUGUUGGACUGAAAUCUUGGCUAAUCUAGAGCAGUAAUGAGACCUGAUCUGUCGUGGCUGACUAAGAUCUGAAGAAACCUGGGAGAGAAAUGACUUACGAAGGUUACAUUAAAAUAUUUACAUUUCAAAAGGCUCUGCAGAGAAGCUGUUAAAAAGCUGCUGUUUGGUUUUAGUGAUAGGUGUCGCCUUUUCUAACCCAACAUGCCAUAUUGUACUAUAGCCAAGUUUGCCUUUGAAGUUAAAGUGAUAUAUUAAGCAUUUUAUAUAUAUGUAUAUAAAGUUAUAUAUGUGUUUAUAUGUACAUCUAUGUAUAUAUGUAAAUAUAUAUGUACACACAGUAUAUAUGUAUAUAUUUACAUAUAUAUAAAUAUAUAUAUAUUAGGACUGGGCGAUGAUUAAAAAAUCUCAAUCAAAAUUCACCGCAUGACUUCUUGCGAUUAGUCUCGCUGUUAUGCAAAAUCCAGUAAUCAAUUUAAAAGUAGUGCAUAGCUCACUUUUAUUUUAAAUCUACUGCCAUAUGAACCAAAGUGCCAUAACGCUUGUUGUGCAAACACUUUUAACAUCAGCAUUUUCUAUGUAGCAGCUAAAUGAAAUAUUUAAUGUAAAUCUCAAAUCACAAUGUAAUCGAAGCAAAUACAAGUAAAUACGAAAGCUUAUUGCCACUGAUGUUAUCCUGUUUGUUUCACAGCUGAGAUUUACUGUGCAGCGGUUUGUAUGUGCAUGUUAGCAUGUCUGAUUGGACAAUGACGGUUUGGGGGUGGGGUUUAAAGAAAGCAAUUCCCUUCUUUUACUGUUCCUGUGAGCACCGCAGCAGUAAGCAACUGACUUUUACAUAAUAAAAGUCAGUGAGCAACAGACGUACUAAAUAACAGAAUGAAUUUAAUGCCCACCCACACAUUAAGGCACAAUAAAAUAUUUCUGUGUUCAUUAGUUAAUGCGUUAAUAACACUUUAAAAUGCCCAGCCCUUAUAUAUGUAUAUAUAUGUAAAUAUAUAUACAUACAUAUAUUUAUAUAUAUAUAUAUAUAUAUACACAUAUAUAUGCAUAUAUAUGUAUAUAUAAACGUAUAUACAUUUUAUAUGUACAUAUACAUUUACAUAUGUACAUAUAGUACAUGUACACAUAAAGUGCCGGUCACUCAAGUCUAAAUGAACUGUAAUGAAUCAUUGUAGUCAGUGUCACAGGGUUCAUUUUGAAACAGCUAUACUAAGUAAAUUAUAUCUCUACAUUUAUAGAUUUGUAAAAUCUAUGCAUUUUAUUUUUUAAUUUUGAGUUGCUGUUGUUAUAUUUUUCUCUCUUUUUCAAAUUCCGAAAAGAUGUUAUAUUGUACAUUAGCGCUGUGAGAUUUUACGGUGUCGUUCUUGUUGCUGUUGUCAAAACAUUGUUUCCAUGAUAUAGUUCUAUGGGGAAAAUGAAGUUUAUUUAGAAAAUAGAUGAUGCAGUGAUUGAUGGGCUGAGCUUUUGUAAACUGACAAUGUUGUACUUUCUUGUAUUUAGCUCGAGUUUUUAGAAGAAAACAUUGAUAUGCUUAAAAUUUGUUAUAUAUUGGAUUUUUAAAGUAUAUAUACGAUAUGUAGUUUUACAGAAAAAAAAUGCUCAAAAACCAGAUUCUGGACCAAUUCUUUUGUAAUCUUAUAAAUAGAAACGUUGCACUUUUACUUAUGUUUUAUAACUAAGUGCUCCUCAUGACAGAGGAAGAAUAUUCAAUACAUAUUUAUAAAAGCAAAAUCUGUUACAUUUAACUUAUACAGAAAUCAAUUGGAAUUAUUCUGUGUGAUUUGCAAUCAUUAAGAAUAUAUAACUUGUUCAAUAUUAAUGUAUUAAGACCUGAAUAAAUGUACUUCUGUGUUAAA